GGCAAGCGUCAGAAACCAGGGGUCUCGCCGUUAGAGGAAGAAACCCCCAUAAGGAACGAUGUCUGCCAGAUUCAAGAAGGACAAGGAGAUCAUCGCUGAGUACGAGACCCAAGUCAAAGAGAUCCGUAACCAGCUGGUGGAGCAGUUCAAAUGUUUGGAGCAGCAGUCCGAGUCUCGCAUCCAGCUGCUGCAGGAUCUGCAGGAGUUCUUCCGCCGGAAGGCUGAGAUUCAGCUGGAGUACUCCCGCAGCUUGGAGAAACUGGCCGAGCGGUUCUCCUCCAAGAUCCGCAGUUCCAGAGAGCACCACCAGUUCAAGAAAGACCAGCACCUGUUGUCCUCAGUGAACUGCUGGUACCUGGUGCUGAACCAGACGAGGCGGGAGAGCCGGGACCACGCCACCCUCAACGACAUCUACACCAACAACGUCAUCGUCCGCCUGGCACAGAUCAGCGAGGACGUCGUCCGCCUCUUCAAGAAGAGCAAGGAGAUUGGGAUCCAGAUGCACGAGGAGCUGGUGAAGGUGACGAAUGAGCUUUACACUGUGAUGAAGACGUACCACAUGUACCACACUGAGAGUAUCAGUGCAGAGAGCAAGCUGAAGGAUGCCGAAAAGCAGGAAGAGAAACAGUUCAGUAAGUCCGGAGACCUCAACGUCAACCUCCUGCGCCACGAGGACCGGCCCCAGAGACGCAGCUCUGUCAGAAAAAUUGAGAAGAUGAAGGAAAAGAGGCAAGCCAAGUACUCGGAGAACAAGCUGAAGUGCACCAAAGCCCGGAACGACUAUCUGUUGAACCUGGCAGCGACGAACGCCGUCGUGGCGAAAUACUACAUCCACGACGUCUCCGAUAUGAUCGACUGCUGUGAUCUUGGAUACCACGCUAGCCUGGCACGUACCUUAAGGACCUACUUGUCUGCAGAGUACAACUUGGAAACAUCACGCCACGAAGGCCUGGACAUCAUAGAGAACGCAGUGGACAAUCUGGACUCUCGGAGUGACAAGCACAAGAUCAUGGAUAUGCAUAACCAGGUGUUCUGCCCUCCCAUGCGCUUUGAGUAUCUGCCCCACAUGGGCGAUGAGGUUUGCCAAGUGAGCGCCCAGCAGCCUGUCCAGACCGAGCUCUUGAUGCGCUACCACCAACUGCAGUCUCGCCUGGCUACACUCAAGAUUGAGAAUGAGGAGGUGAGGAAGACCCUGGACGCCACCAUGCAGACCCUGCAGGACAUGCUCACAGUAGAGGACUUUGAUGUGUCGGACGCCUUUCAACACAGCCGCUCCACCGAGUCCAUCAAGUCCGUGGUGUCGGAGUCCUACAUGAGCAAGCUGAAUGUGGCCAAGAGGAGGGCUAACCAGCAGGAGACCGAAGUCUUCUACUUCACUAAAUUCAAAGAGUACCUGAAUGGCAGCAACCUCAUCAUCAAAUUGCAGGCCAAACAUGAUUUGCUGAAGCAGACGUUGGGUGAAGGAGAGAGGGCUGAAUGUGGAACCACAAGGCCCCCCACUCUCCCCCCUAAACCACAGAAAAUGCGGAAGCCUCGGCCGCGCUCCAUGUAUAACCAUAAGCUGUUUAACGGCAAUAUGGAGAGCUUCAUCAAGGACUCGGGUCAACCAAUUCCGCUGGUUGUGGAGAGCUGCAUCCGAUACAUCAAUCUCUACGGUCUGCAACAGCAAGGAAUAUUCCGGGUGCCUGGAUCUCAGGUGGAGGUCAACGACAUUAAAAACUCGUUUGAGAGAGGUGAAGAUCCCUUGAUCGAUGACCAGAAUGAACAUGACAUCAACUCUGUGGCCGGGGUCCUGAAGCUUUACUUCAGGGGUCUGGAGAACCCGCUCUUCCCCAAGGAACGCUUUCUGGACCUCAUCUCCACCAUCAAGCUGGACUCGGGAGCCGAGCGAGCACAUCAUGUCCAGCAGAUUAUCGUGACCCUUCCACGCACCGUCAUCGUUGUCAUGAGAUACCUUUUCGCUUUCCUCAACCACCUGUCCCAGUACAGCGACGAGAACAUGAUGGACCCCUUCAACCUCGCGAUCUGUUUCGGCCCAACCCUGAUGCCGAUCCCAGACGGCCAGGACCCUGUGGCCUGCCAGGCUCACGUUAAUGAAGUCAUCAAGACCAUCAUCAUCCACAAUGAGGUCAUCUUUCCCAGUCACCGGGAACUGGAUGGCCCAGUGUACGAAAAGUGCAUGGCCGGAGGAGAGGAGUACUGCGACAGCCCCCACAGUGAACCUGGAACCAUUGACGAGGCCGACAAUGGAACCGAACCACAUACCAGUGAUGAAGAGGUCGAGCAGAUUGAGGCCAUAGCGAAGUUCGACUACGUCGGCCGCAGCCCCAGAGAGGUCUCCUUUAAGAAGGGGGCGUCUCUGCUUCUGUACCACCGGGCGUCGGAGGACUGGUGGGAGGGCCGCCAUAACGGCGUGGACGGUCUGAUCCCGCAUCAGUACAUUGUGGUACAAGACCUGGAUGAUGCUUUCUCAGACAACCUCAGCCAGAAAGCGGACAGUGAAGCGAGCAGCGGGCCGCUGUUGGAUGACAAGGGUUCAUCCAAGAAUGAAGUCCCGUCGCCAUGCGAGCCUUCGCCAGACUACACCUUCGGAGGAGUCAUGGGGAGGGUGCGGUUACGAUCUGAUGGAGCUGCAAUUCCACGACGUCGGAGCGGCCCGGAUACACACAGCCCAUCUCGGGUAGCGGACACCCCGCCGCGGGCUGCAGCGUGCCCCAGCAGCCCUCACAAAGUGUCCAUCAGCAAGGGCCGUAUGGAGAGCCCGGAGAAGAGGCGUUUAGGUACCUUCGGCAGUGCAGGCAGCAUCAAUUACCCAGACAGGAAGGCGUAUCCAGAGGGCCACCCACUGAGGCCUGUGCCAGGGGCCACCCGUCAUAGUAGCCUGGGGGACCACAAGUCACUGGAGGCCGAGGCGCUGGCCGAGGACAUUGAGAAGACCAUGACCACAGCCCUUCAUGAGCUACGCGAACUGGAGCGUCAGAACACCGCCAAGCAGGCGCCAGAUGUCGUGCUGGACACCCUGGAGCCCAUGAAGAACCCGGUCAGCUCCGAGCCUGCCAGCCCGCUGCACACCAUCAUGAUCCGCGACCCGGAUGCAGCGAUGCGCCGCAGCAGCAGCUCCACCUCCGAGAUGAUGACGACCUUCAAGCCUGCCCUCUCCGCCCGCUUGGCCGGGGCUCAGCUACGCCCCCCUCCUAUGAGGCCGGUGCGCCCGCCGCCCACCCAGCACCGCUCCAGCAGCUCCAGCUCCUCAGGGGUCGGCAGUCCUGCCAUUACCCCCACCGAGAAGAUAUUCCCAAAUAAUAACGCAGCUGCCGGUCCCAAUACCAGUCCAGCGAACGAGGCGGGGGAUAAAUCCGGCACCAUGUAGCAGAAGUAGAACCUGGUACGAUGAAGAGGUUUUCGCAUUUGCCCAAGUGAGCGUCAGAGCAGGUGUGGAUGUUUUACUCUUUAUUUUGUGCGCGACUUAAACCCAUAAAUUCAGGAAGCUCCUCUCGCAUGCCUGCGUUACCGUUGUUUCAAGGCAGCCGGAGAACCCGUAGCGGUUUGGGAGCCCAGCUCUCGGCCCGUCGUGAAACUUGACUGUACCAGAGAUGUUCUGGUGAAAGAGGAGCAGUAAGCUGGAAGAAAAUCGGUUCUGUUUUACCUCAGAAGUAAAUUAAAUAAUUUGUGGCCGUGUUCCUCCCCUCGAGAGACUCCAUGAACACAAGUCAAGCAAUACUUAGUGAAGUUUGAGGAUGGGUUUUCCCCCUGCACUGGUUGUUCCGGGCGUCGUUUCAGCCGCUCCUUCUGGUGUGCGUGAAACCCCGCCCGUGGACCGGCUCAGACGUUUGGUUUACAAGAAGGAGAGUGCGGGCCGCAGGCCUCUCGUGGCUGUAC
Messenger RNA from Lampris incognitus (smalleye Pacific opah), 3879 nucleotides. It is a transcript of the gene srgap3, whose product is annotated as SLIT-ROBO Rho GTPase activating protein 3. Gene Ontology annotation, cellular component: cytoplasm. The record is from RefSeq and is a predicted model, not a curated record. Gene Ontology annotation, molecular function: protein binding. Lineage: Eukaryota; Metazoa; Chordata; Actinopteri; Lampriformes; Lampridae. Gene Ontology annotation, biological process: negative regulation of cell migration; signal transduction. The transcript has 22 exons. Bases 59 to 3370 code for a protein of 1103 amino acids.